This is a messenger RNA of Pestalotiopsis fici W106-1, 942 nucleotides long. RefSeq lists its product as uncharacterized. The transcript is spliced from 2 exons. NCBI's taxonomy places the organism in Eukaryota, Fungi, Ascomycota, Sordariomycetes, Amphisphaeriales, Sporocadaceae. Bases 1 to 942 code for a protein of 313 amino acids. The record is from RefSeq and is a predicted model, not a curated record.
AUGAAGUACUCAGCUGUAGCAGCCGUUCUGGCACCAGCUUUUGCUUCAGCACAAUGGUGGGCAGGAGCUCCAGGCUGUGCCCAAUCUUGUCUUUCUUCCGCAUAUGGAGGUAACGCAUCAGCCACGUCGGCCAACUGGCCCUCUCAGACAGACUAUUGCGAUCAAAACAAUGGGAACAAUGUUGGCGCAUGCCUAAGCAACAGCUGCUCGGCCACGUCCACGGCCUGGUCUUCGUACCAGGCCCUGUCGUCUUCGAUCUGCGCCCAGUGGGCCUCGUGCACCUCGGCCGGAAGCACCGGCGUCCACACCAUUACGGUCCCAUCCGGUACAGUGACGUGGGGCGCGCCAGGAGGCUGGCCUACGAACGGUUGGGGAGGAGGAGGAACCAACAAUGGUUGGGGGCCCGGCAGUCAUGCCGGAGCCGGUGACCACCCGGGAGGACCACCGGGCGGCUGGGGCAGCGACGGAGGCUCGUCGCUGUGGUCGCAGUGGGCCUCGGCGGCGCAGCAGAGCGGCGGGGCGCACACGUGGACGGGCGGCGUCUUCACGGUGACGGGGUGCGUGGGCGACGGCUCGCCGUGGUUCGCGGGGCCGGGCGGCGGCUGGAACAACUACGGCGGCUUCAACGGCUGGGUGGGCUGGGGGUCGGGCUGGUCGCAGGGUCCCGCGAGCACGGCCACCGUCACGUACACGACCACGGUGGCCGAUAAUGGCAAGAAUGAUGUCACCGUCAUCACCGGCAUGGCUACCGUGGCGGCUGCAGUCAGUGGCGAUGUUACGACGACUCAGACGCUGGGCCUCGUCGCGGGUUCGGCCAGCUCUACUGCCAAUGCUGCCGCAGCCCCCAUGAGGCUUGGUGGUGGUGGGCACGAGGGCGGUAUCGUUACGAGCAUGUGUGGACUUGCUUUGGGCUUUGUGGUUGGCAUGGCUCUAAUUUUGUAG